Messenger RNA from Lodderomyces margitis, 1473 nucleotides. RefSeq names its product putative glycosylphosphatidylinositol-alpha 1,2 mannosyltransferase. Lineage: Eukaryota; Fungi; Ascomycota; Pichiomycetes; Serinales; Debaryomycetaceae. The transcript has a single exon. The coding region runs from base 1 to 1473 and encodes 490 amino acids. Gene Ontology annotation, cellular component: endoplasmic reticulum membrane. Gene Ontology annotation, biological process: GPI anchor biosynthetic process. Gene Ontology annotation, molecular function: alpha-1,2-mannosyltransferase activity. The record is from RefSeq and is a predicted model, not a curated record.
AUGUACAUUCAUCAUGCAAGAUUCAAACUACCGUCUUCAUUGCAACUAUUCUGCUUCAUAUUCAUCUUCAGGCUAGUAAAUGCCAUUUCAAUUCAAACAUUCUUUCAAGCUGACGAGUAUUAUCAAUCCUUGGAACCAGCACACCAUUUCGUUUAUCAAUACGGUUAUAUAACUUGGGAGUGGCAUGCCAAACUACGAUCGUCCAUACAUCCACUAAUUUACUCAUUAGGCUACAAAAUAGCACAACAGAAUGAACAGUUAAUCUGGUUUUCCCCCAAGUUGAUCAAUGCCUUGAUUGCAACUAUUACCGAAUACCAACUAUCUCGGUUUGUUCAAGUUUACUCACGAGAUAGCAACUUGGCCCGUAUCACAUUGACAUUGUCCCUUUUGAAUCCAUUCAACUGGUAUGUUUUGACACGAUCAUUUUCUAACAAUUUGGAGACAUGCUUGACCAUAUGUGCGAUGAGGUAUUGGCCAUGGAGGGGGAGGAUCAGUGGGUGUAAUUGGUAUCUCAGCUUGGCAUUUGGUUUCAUGAGCUGUACAAUACGACCAACAAACGUUAUCUUGUGGGUUCCUUUGGGAGUUUGGCUUUUAGCAAAGAGUCCUGUUAAUUUUGCGUGGGUGGCAUGGUCUAUAUUGGAAGUGUGCGCUUUGUUUUCAUCGACAAUAGCACUUGAUUAUUACUUUUACCAGGAGUUCACUAUACCCCUUUACAACUUCCUUCAAUUUAAUGUUGUAAAAAACUUGUCGAUAUUUUAUGGCGUUGCUCCGUGGCAUUUUUAUUUGUUUCAAGCUGUGCCAUUAAUGAUGAUGAUAUACUUGCCAUUGCUAUUUUAUGGUCUACGCAAAGAUAUACUAUUGUUUAGCAGCAUCAUUUAUUUGGCUGGGUUCUCCUUAAUCCAGCACAAAGAGUUUCGUUUCAUAAUGCCAUUACAACCAAUCAUGCUAUAUUAUGCCGCUCGUGGUUACCAAAAGUUGAAACGCUUCAAGCAAUUGGCACCACUUGUAGUACUUUUGAACAUAAUCAUUGGCAUAUUCUUUACUAACGUUAAUGAAAGGGGUGUAAUUGACAUUUUAGACUUUAUGAAAACAAAGGGGGAUGCUUCAUUUGGAUUCUUGACUCCUUGCCACUCCACUCCAUGGCAAAGCCAUCUACACAAUCCUAAUUUGCGAGCAUGGUUUUUGACUUGUGAGCCGCCACUCCACUUACUGAACCCCACAUCACAAGAGCUAAAGUCUUAUCGAGACCAGUCGGAUAUGUUUUACGAUAAUCCUAGAUUGUUUAUUAAAGAGAAUCUAGGGUCAAGUUUGGAGUACCCGGAUUAUGUUAUUGUAUUUUCACCCUUGAAAGAGUUGGUUGAAGAAGAGUUGGGUAAUUACGUUUUGCACAAGCGAUACUUUAACAGCUAUUUCCAUUGGGACAGUAGACGUAAUGGUGACUUGAUUGUAUUUAAGAGAAAAAAGGAAGCUUGA